Messenger RNA from Rubroshorea leprosula, 2216 nucleotides. The record is from the annotation of a GenBank genome assembly. Lineage: Eukaryota; Viridiplantae; Streptophyta; Magnoliopsida; Malvales; Dipterocarpaceae.
CUCAACCUGCAUCUUCUUUUUGUAACAUUCUUAGGUAUCAUCUCAAUAUUAACUGUGGCGGAGACAAGGUAAUUGUAAACAAAACCACAUAUGAAGGAGAUACAGAUCAAGAAGUAGCUUCAAAACUUGUUGUACAUGGUGAUGGUGAUUGGGCACUUAGUAGCACUGGCCACUUCAAUGAUAAGAAAAGUGUAGACCACUUUACCUUGAUGACCAAUUCUGAACUCUCUAUGAAAGAUUCAAAAUUGUACAAGAGUGCACGCCUUUCAGCCAUCUCUCUCACUUAUUAUGCAUUCUGUAUGGGAAAUGGGAACUACACAGUAAAUCUCCAUUUUGCGGAAAUAAGGUUCACUGAUGAUAAGACAUAUAGCAGCUUGGGGAGGCGCAUAUUUGAUAUUUACAUUCAGGGCAAACUGGUGCAGAAGGAUUUCAACAUUGUGGAUGAAGCAGGUGGGGUAGGCAAGGCUACUAUAAAAAUCUUUUCUGCUGCUGUGACCAAGGGUACCUUGGAGAUUCGUCUAUAUUGGGCUGGAAAAGGAACAACAGAUAUUCCUGUCAAAGGAGUUUAUGGUCCUCUUAUAUCAGCUAUAUCCAUUAAUCCUAAUUUUGUACCCCCGUCUGAAAAUUGGAGCCUGGUGGUCGGAGUUCUAGUUCUGGUUGGAGCAGCAUUUGCUCUCCUUCUGAUCUUUGGUAUUCUUUGGUGGAAACGCUACUUAGGACAGAAAAACACACUGGAACAAGAUCUAAAAGGUUUGGGCUUGCAGACAGGUUCUUUUAGUUUGAGGCAGAUUAAAGGAGCUACCAACAACUUUGAUCUUGCUAAUAAGAUUGGAGAAGGUGGUUUUGGUCCUGUUUACAAGGGCCACUUAACAGAUGGUAAGGCUAUUGCUGUUAAGCAGCUAUCAGCGAAGUCAAAGCAAGGAAAUCGCGAAUUUGUGAAUGAAAUUGGCAUGAUUUCUGCUCUGCAACAUCCUCAUCUAGUAAAGCUAUAUGGAUGUUGUAUUGAAGGAAAUCAACUCUUGCUAAUAUACGAGUACAUGGAGAACAACAGCCUUGCUCGUGCAUUAUUUGGCCCAAAAGAAUGCCAGUUGAAAUUAGAUUGGCCAACUAGACAGAAGAUCUGCAUUGGUAUAGCAAGAGGUUUAGCUUAUCUCCAUGAAGAAUCAAGGUUGAAGAUCGUGCACCGAGAUAUCAAGGCUACCAAUGUAUUGCUUGAUAAGGAUCUAAAUCCUAAAAUAUCUGACUUUGGACUUGCCAAGCUUGAUGAAGAGGAUAAUACCCAUAUUAGUACUCGCAUUGCUGGAACUAUGGGUUACAUGGCUCCUGAAUAUGCAACACGAGGUUACUUAACUGACAAAGUAGAUGUUUAUAGUUUUGGAAUUGUGGCCUUGGAAAUUGUUAGCGGAAGAAGCAACACAAUUAGCAAAACAAAAGAAAAUAGCUUCUAUCUUAUUGAUUGGGCUCUUCUUUUGAAGGAGAAAGGCAACUUGUUAGAAUUAAUUGAUCCAAGACUGGGAUCUAACUACAACAAAAAUGAAGCAAUUAAAAUGAUAAAUGUGGUACUGCUAUGCACUAACCCUGCUCCAGCUGCUAGGCCUAUUAUGUCUUCUGUAGUGAGCAUGCUUGAAGGGAAGACUAAUGUUGAUGAGUUGAGUCUCGAUCUUGGUACAUCUAUAGCAUCAUUGAGGAAAUUCUGUCAGACUCUUGCAGAAGAAGGUGCUCAAGAAAACCAGACACAAAGUACGUUGUAGAAUCUUUGCCACUUCCCUCUUCUUCUUCAUCUGCAGCUGACCUCUAUCCAAUCAAUUUGAGCUCUAGUUAUUUGCAGAACAGAGAUUAGAAAGAGGAGAAUUCUGCAAAUCGUCUUUUUAUUGGCCCUGAGAACAUUUAUAAGUACUUAAAUUAAUUUGGAUUUUAGAUUGUUCGAGUCUAUAGAACAUAUAUCAUGUUAAAGCUUUGUCGAGGUUUAAAUUGUGAAAUCAUUGUAAUAUAGUUUGAGAAGGAAAUACAACAAUGAUAUACCAUCUGGUAGAGGAAGGACAUUCAAUCUGUUUACCAUCACCAACUUCAGAAUAAGUAAUAAUGUGUAUGACGUGUUCUUUAUGGAUAGAAGUUAGGCUUCAUAAGCAGAACAGACAUAGGAGCGGUAUAGAAUCUAUAAACACAUGGACAUGUAUAUAAAUGCAGCACAUAUUAUAUAAAGGGCAAUGAGGCCA